CCCACCUCUAAAUCACACUUUGCCGCUUUAUUGUUUAUUUUUGCAUCCUUUUUAUUGUUAUUAAAAGCAAUGAAUUUACUACCCAAAACACGGGAGGAAUUCGCUCAGACGGAUUAUUGGAACGAGUUCUUCAAGAAGCGGGGCGAAAAGGCCUUUGAGUGGUAUGGCGAAUAUCUGGAGUUAUGCGAUCAGAUCCACAAAUAUAUUAAGCCGGUGGACAAGAUCCUGAUGCUGGGAUGCGGCAACUCCAAACUGAGUAUGGAUAUGUACGACACGGGAUUUCGGGAAAUUACAAACAUUGAUAUCUCACCCGUCGCAGUAAAGAAAAUGUUGGAUCUGAAUGCCAAAUCCCGACCCGAUAUGAAAUUCCUGCAAAUGGAUGCCACAGCCAUGACUUUCCCAGAUGAAAGUUUCUCAGUGGCUUUGGACAAAGGAACACUGGACGCACUGUUUGCAGAUGAUGCUCCCCAAACUCGUCUGGUGGUGGAAAACUACUUCAAGGAGAUACUAAGGACAAUGCGCAAUGGUGGUCGCUAUGUAGGUAUCUCUCUUCUGCAAGAGCACAUCCUUACCUUCCUGUUGGAGUUCCUGCCCAAGCAUAAUUGUAUGCUGCGAAUUGUCCACUGCCUGGGAGUGGAACAGGCCAACAAGGAGAAGAAUGCCGACGAUGCCUUGACUCUGCCCGUUUUUGUUAUUGUUGCCACCAAGUUCAAGAGUCUUCCAAUGCCUAUUCUCGAAUUCGGUUUCGGUAACGAUAAGAUGCAGAGGUUCGCCACAACCUCCGAACUGAAUAGCGCCGUUUCCUCUGUACAAAAGGCCGCUUUAGUUUGCAACGGUUUGGCCAGAUCCAACAUAGCUGGACACAACGAAGUAAUCAUGGAUUUGCACCGACCUUCGGAGCAAACUCCUCGCUAUACGAUCCACAUUCUGGAUAAGCCACCAGCCCGAGGACUGGGCAAGUAUGCGGCGUUCAUUGUUCCCCAGGGAAGGGAGGUGGAGUGGCUAUUUGCCACGCCUGUUGGCCGGAAAAAGCUCCAGGAUUCCGCAAACUUCCAGCGACUGGCUGUGGUUACCCUUCAUCGCGAUCAGGUUUAUAGUACGCUGGACGAAGUUAAAGUAGAGUUGGCCGAUAGCAUAAAAAACCUAUCGCCGGCUGGACUUAGUGAACAGAUUCCAUAUCUAUCUCUCGGAUCUGAUGUGGGUAAAAGGGAGACUCUCAUCUGUGGCUUCUCAAAAAUAUCAGGAGAUUUCCGCAUCGAGGAAGUGGAGGCCAACGGCAAAACCCUGCGACGCCUUAUUUUCCUCAGCAAUCAGUUUGUCGUACAGUCGGAAGCCCUAGUCAAAACAGUCAAAAUCAAAGGAAAAAAGGAGCGCAAGAAGAUCGACUUUGGCUACUUGGCAUGUCAACAUCAUUUGUACAUGUCCGUCGGUGUUCAGCUGGCCACCACACUGCAGAAUCCCAAGAAGGAUGUGGAAAAGGAUGUUCUGGUCAUUGGCUUGGGCGGUGGUGGACUGUGCAGCUUUCUUCAUUCCGCUUUGCCUAAUGCUAGAAUUACGGCUGUGGAAAUUGAUCCUAUUAUGUUGGAGGUGGCUGAGCAGUAUUUCGAGCUCAAGCAGGAUCAACGGUUUCAUGUGGUUAUUGAUGAUGGGCUACAGUUUGUGGAGCGCUGUUGCAAUGAAGAUAUUCACUUCGAUGCCGUUUUGUUUGAUGUUGACAGCAAGGAUCUUAGCCUGGGCAUGAGUUGCCCGCCCCAAAGUUUUCUAGCCAACAAAAUCCUGCAGCACAUCAAGGAGAUCAUAGGGCCUAAAGGUCUUUUCAUGCUCAAUCUUGUGUGUCGCGAUGAAAGUCUUCGUGCCGAGGCCCUCGACAAUCUGCACAAAGUCUUCCCCGCUGUGUGCAGCUACAAAUUAGACGAAGACAUCAAUGAGAUUAUCUACUGUGCCAAUGAUGAAAAGUACAAAACUGUCGAACAGUGGAAAAAGAGCAUGGGCACCGCUGGCCGAGGUUUGAAUAGUGCCGUCAAAGAAACAAAACUGGCCAGCGACGAUGCCCUCGAGGUAGCAGAGUUCCUAAGCGAGUUGAAAAUAUAAUCUUUAUAAAGACCCAUUAGCAAGAACGAUUACGUUUUUAAAUAAAUGUUAAUUGUAUUUAGUUAUAAAUAAAGACUAAUCUAUUAACUAA
Messenger RNA from Drosophila rhopaloa, 2182 nucleotides. Its product is annotated as eEF1A lysine and N-terminal methyltransferase homolog. The coding region runs from base 70 to 2091 and encodes 673 amino acids. The record is from RefSeq and is a predicted model, not a curated record. The transcript has 8 exons. NCBI's taxonomy places the organism in Eukaryota, Metazoa, Arthropoda, Insecta, Diptera, Drosophilidae.